Molecule: messenger RNA, 261 nt
Organism: Peronospora matthiolae
Lineage: Eukaryota; Oomycota; Peronosporomycetes; Peronosporales; Peronosporaceae
Source: the annotation of a GenBank genome assembly
AUGCGAUGUUCUGCCGAAGCAGCAAGAAAGGAGGUUGUACGCAUGCGUGCAGACGAAGAGGGUUCUUCUCUUGCUCCAGCAGCAGGUGGUCCUUCGCCUGCUGCUGCGGUUCAGCAACAGGCAGUGCUUGUUGUGAAGAGUCCACGUGAUGAGCCUGAGAUAGGGCUCAUCUACUCUGGUGAAUCGGAUGAUGCAUCCGACUUAAAGGCGACACCUCACGCCUCCGGAUCACCCGGGCGGACACUGCAAGAGCCAGGUUGA